This is a messenger RNA of Eruca vesicaria subsp. sativa (arugula), 1398 nucleotides long. Lineage: Eukaryota; Viridiplantae; Streptophyta; Magnoliopsida; Brassicales; Brassicaceae. The record is from the annotation of a GenBank genome assembly.
GAGUAAACAAAAAUGGUAGCAAAGGUUUGGUUUAUGCUCAAGCUUCUAAUGUUUCAAGGUCUUUUCACUUCACCUCCUCCAGAUCCAGGCUUUGAUUUCUUCUACCUUGCUCUUCAGUGGCCAGGGGCCUAUUGUGACACAAAGCGUGCUUGUUGCUAUCCAACAACAGGUAAACCUGCAGCAGAUUUUGGCAUCCACGGUCUGUGGCCUAAUUACAACAACGGUUCGUAUCCAUCAAACUGCGAUCCCAGCAAUGAAUUUGAUCCAUCUGAGAUAUCGGAUCUGGUAAGUACUUUGCAAACGAAGUGGCCAACACUAUCUUGUCCGAGCAACGAAGGUUACAAGUUUUGGGAACACGAGUGGGAAAAACAUGGUACGUGUUCGGAAUCUGUUAUGGACCAACAUGGCUACUUUGAGAAAACUCUUGCACUCAGGGACAGAAUCAAUCUUCUUCAAAUCCUCACAGACGCAGGUAUCAAACCAAAUGACGAAUUCUAUAAACUAAAGCACAUUAAAAAGGCGAUAAAAAGAGCAACGGGGGUUAUCCCAGUAGUCAAUUGUAACAAAGAUCCGGAGAAAAACAGUCAACUUCACGAGAUCUUAUUUUGCGUCGAUAAAUCAGCAACCGAGUUUAUCGAUUGUCCAAUGCCUACAGAUAGAUGUCCUUAUUCUCGUAUCCAGUUUGCUAAGUUUUAGUUAUAUAUUUCUUUUGAGUGUUUUGUUAUAAGCUUUAAAUUUCAUGUGGAAUCUGAAAUGUAAUGUUUAACACGUUACUUAAUUUAUCUUAAAUUUAAUAAAACAAGCUUUGGUGUGAUAAUGACAUGCAUGUCUAUAAAUUACAAUGUAUUAUUUUAUUCUUUUUGAUCAUGGCAGCAUUAGUGGCUUAGAAUGAAGUCUUAAGGAUCAAAUAGGCUACGAAUGGGUCGGACAACGGGCGUGUAGGAGAAGCCGUUCAGCUCUGCAUGCAGAGAUGGAAGGUCUAUUUUGGGUAGUCUCAGAGACUUACGGAUUAACUCGGUGAGGAUUGAGACGGACUGCGCGGACCUAGUAGACAUGUCUACUAAUUCGGAGGAAUGGCCAAGCUUCACAACAGAGAUAGAGAGGCUUAAGAGACUACAUGAGGACUUUGAGGAUAUGAGGCUUUCUCAUAUUCCUCCAAGUAGGAAUGGUCGAGCGGAUAAAUUAACUAAAGAGACGAGAAGAAAAUGAUCUACUUUUUCCCAUAUAGAUUAGACCAGAAAAAAGGAAAAAAAAAAUGUAACAUGUGAAUGGACUCUCUUUCUAUGUAUGACAGGGGCGAAGGCAGGGCCAUAACUAAGGGGGCAUGUCGAUUAUUUAUAAAAUUUAGCUAGAUUAUAUAAUAAGUAUAUCAUGUACCUAAAAUAUACAUAAAAUCGG